CAAAAAACACUGAACGGUGAACAUGAAAUACUAAAUGUUCUAAGAAAUGUUUUUUUUUUCUUCGCAAAAUCUUUUCGAAAUGAACUCAUGGAAUUCCCACAAAUUCGAUCGCUAGUCAACUUCGGGGAGAAGUCUACACGCCGAAAAUAAACUGAAUCAAGAAAUUAAUUUUUCAGCGACCGGCUUUAAAUUUGAAUAGUUUUUGUAAUCUUUGACUUCUACCUAACAAUUUGAUAAUAUAAAUGGCACUAUAAAAAACUACAGUUUGCGUUUUAUCAAUUUUGAAAACUGAGUAUCAAAACAAAAUGAACAUCUUCAAAUCUAUUAUUUUAUGUCACUUGAAAGGCUGUUGCAAGUAUUCUUCAUACGACGAAAUGGAAUGAAUUCAAAUUCAAAUUUGACAAAAGAAACUCUCCAACUACCAUUUAUUCUGCAUACAAACUCAACUUUAGCUCAUUGUAGUGGAAAUGGACUCAGAACAAUCACGAAGUUGUCGUAGCACGACUGCUCCAGGACGAAACUGCUGUCAAUGAUGACAGAUGUCAAUCGUUUCCGUUCUCAUUAUGAAUUGUUUACGAUUUACAAGAAAGUUUUGUCUUAUCAGAUUUAUAGCUUAGAAAUUGGAAACGAAACAAGGAGAAACAGAAACAUGGAAAGUGUUUUCGUCACAGAAAACCCAAUCGAUAUAAAUCUUUUUGUGAGUGAAUGCAAUGAUGUGCCAAAGUUGAAAGUAGGAGAGAUAUUUCAAUUGCGAGACAACAGCCUGUCAAUGUGCUGUGUGCACUGCUUACAAGAGUUUCAAUAUUUUACCGAAUUUUCGUUGCAUAUACAAGAUCAUCAGUUCUUGCAUAGUGAUGUGGCUCAAUUGAGAGAAGUCAAAGAAGGAGAUUCAAACCGACUGGCUUAUGCAGAUGAAAUAUCACAAUUGGAUACGGCUUAUGGAUAUGGACAGUCCAAUGUCAAAGCCGAAACAGUCAGAGAAGAAGGAGGAGGAGGCAACGACUCGGAGUUCUUCGGCAAAGAUUUAGAGUUGGUAGAAGGAUGGUCUGACGAAGACUUUGUAGAUAAUAAUCAAAGUAUUUUUGAACCGGAAAUAAAUGUAGAAUCAUUUGAAAAGCUACCCGCAACUCCAUCAUUCAUCGAGGGCACCGAUUAUGAAAGAUUAAAUGGUAAAUAUCGAUGCUUAACUUGCAACGCUCAUGAGAAUGCGAAAUGGGAACACUUCAAAGACCAUCUGCUGACACAUUCGAAUGUGAGGAAUAUAUUCUGUCCAAUUUGUGCAAAAGGCUUUUCUGCUAUCGCAUACGUCCGCAAGCACGUGAACAGAACACACAAAACUAAGAUAACCGCUGAUAAAAUUAGAGAGGCUCAACCAUCGUUCAAUCCAUCGGCAAUUUCUGUGUCUCCGGUCAAAACAAUGGAAACCAAGUCGUUUGUUGAGGGUGAGGAUUAUGAGAAAUCCAACGGUCGAUUCAAGUGUUUAACAUGCGAUCGCGAAAUGCUGGAUCAUAUCAAAGAGCACCUCAUGACUCAUUCAAACGACAAAAACGUCUUUUGCCCGAUUUGCCACAAACGCUUCAUCACUAUCAGCUACAUCAGGAAACAUGUAAAUCGAUUCCAUAAGAGGCGCAUAAAUGCAGAACAGAUUAAAUUGGCGCAGUCAUCAUUUCAUAUUCUAAACAAAAGGAAGCCUUCCGUCCAUCCGAGCGAUGUUGCUUUGGCGGUUGUGCUUAGCCAAAAUAAGCUCGAGAAUGUGGAGAAGAAUUUCGAAUGUUUUGUUUGCCAUAGGCACUUCAUGAGUUUGAGUUCUCUGCGGAUCCAUUUGAAACUCCACAGCGGCAUUAAAUUUUGUUGUCCACAUUGUGAUAAACUAUUCGCUAUGAAAUCGUACGUCCGAGAUCACAUCGUUGCGAUGCAUAACAUCAGAAGAGAAGAAAUACCAAGUGAUAGCAUCCGACAAGCAACAGGCAACGUUGCAUCAGAACAACGAAGACUUCAACCAGCCAAUGCUGCAUUGUUUGAAUGCAAUCUGUGUAAAAAUCAGUAUAGCAAUAAACAAACACUGCGUCAGCAUAUGAAAACGCAUACUACGGCGAGUCCAUUUUUAUGUGUGAGCUGCGGAGCUGUUUAUAAAUCCAUUGCCAAUUUGCGAUACCAUAUGGAGCGGCAUCAGGCCGAUCCAAACAAGAGACACAUGUGUAAUGAAUGCAAAAAAACCUACCCGACCAGGCGUUAUAUGCUCUCUCAUUAUCGCACAAUUCAUUUGAAUAAACGGAAGAGGAAGCCGAAGAAAGAUAAAGCGUCGGAUAAUAAUGAAGGACAAUUGGCAAAUGCUCUACUGUAAAUAGGGUUUGCAGAAUAAAAAAACAAAAUGAUUCAUAAAUUUAUGUAAACCAAAAAUAAAAUGUGAUUGAAUGAACCAAAAA
Sitodiplosis mosellana (orange wheat blossom midge) is the source of this 2426-nucleotide messenger RNA. RefSeq names its product zinc finger protein 26-like. Gene Ontology annotation, molecular function: RNA polymerase II transcription regulatory region sequence-specific DNA binding; DNA-binding transcription factor activity, RNA polymerase II-specific. Gene Ontology annotation, cellular component: nucleus. Gene Ontology annotation, biological process: regulation of transcription by RNA polymerase II. Lineage: Eukaryota; Metazoa; Arthropoda; Insecta; Diptera; Cecidomyiidae. The record is from RefSeq and is a predicted model, not a curated record. The coding region runs from base 530 to 2344 and encodes 604 amino acids. The transcript is spliced from 4 exons.